GGCUGGAGCACUUGGAUGAGCCGAGCUUCGCGAGGCCGACGUUGUCGCUCUCCACCAAAGCCAAAGUGCGGAAACGCGACUUCUCGACGGAUGCCUUAGACGAGGACACCGAGCGGCAGGCCCCCAGUCUCGAAGCUCGGGGUGUCAUCGACAAGGUGGGGAUGGAUGAGCUCCGAGCCAUGAAGUCGUCCAUCAGCGAAGUGCCGCUCUUCAAGGAAUGCAGCCCUAAGUUCGUGGAAGCCAUCGCUGAACAGGUGAGUCACCGACUCUUUACUCCAGGUCAAGAGAUCAUGACUGAGGGUGACAACGGCGAUAGUAUGUAUAUCUUGCACCGUGGGGAGGUGGAGGUGCUCAUCGGCUCCCAGCGCGUUUGCACCUUGAAAGACGGCGCCGUCUUCGGGGAGAUUGCCGCGCUGUGUAAGAACCCCUUGCUGGCGCGACGCACGGCCACGAUCCGCGCCCUGACUCUCUGCGAUUGCCGGGUGACCUACCGAGAGAGUCUACUGAAGGUCAUGACCCGCUUCAAGGCGGACGAGGAGAUCUUGGCCAAACGCCUGGAGGCGCGCCUGGUGGAGCUCCGCAAGAUGGGGAAGCUGCCACACCAGCUGCUCGGCGGCGCUGCGUUUGAUCAAGAAGGAUCCUUCAAUGGUGUGUCAAGUGCUUUCCCAGAGGUGUCCCUUCUGAGGUUGGCAGAUGAUGGGAGCAUCACCCCCGGGUUGCUCAGCCUCAAAUUGCCAGAUCAGAUGAGAGACCUCAUUCAGAGGGAAUUUCUCAAGGAGUUGGAGCAGGAUCUUCCUCGAACCCCCAAAUCCAGAGGUACUUUGCAAGAAGGAGGUUGUGUUCAACGACACAAGCUCAUGGUCGAUGGCGCUCUCGAUUGUGCUGUGCUAUUCCAUGACCAUUUUGGCGAAGAAAGCUGGCGGCAACUAUGCAAAAGGUCUGAGGGCUCAGAGCUUCUCUUCUGUGCCUUUGUCUCUUGGAGCUCCGAUGAUGACAUGGAAAAGGCUGCCACAAAAGAAGUUCUCAAACAAGUGACCGAGUUCGGUCAGAAGGUAUUUGAGGGCACCAAGGUGGUUGUGGUUGCCGUGCCGUCUCUGGCUUUCGAAUCCUUGGCCAACCUCUUCAACUUUGAUGUGAUUGGGACGCAAGACCAAGAGGAAGAGAUCAAGAUGGGAGCUGAUCACACCAACUUCGAAGGGAGGGAUGAGAACAAGGGAGAUCAGGCCAAGGGAGAAGGAGAGAAGCCUGCCGCAAAAGGGAAGGAGAAAUCCAAGGCCAAGCCCAAGCCAGAGGAGCCAGAAGAGCCAGAACCCAGCGCUGAAGACACGGACACGGAUGAGGAGGAGGAAGCUGCCCCUCAGCUGACUGUGAAGGCCAACCAGAACACGAAGAAUGUCAGUGCGGUUGUUGCUGUCAAGUGCUGGAAUCACAAAGUCAUUGCAAAGAAUCCUGUGCUGAAUGACGUGGCACAUGCUCAGAUGUCUGCGCUCAUUGGCAUUGACUUUGUGUGCCUGGCAGUCAAGCCGGAGGGCCAACUAGGGCUAUCUCUGCACGCUGGCACCUGCGUUGCUGGCGGGAUGCCCUUUGCAAGUGGGCGGACCUGGCAGGACUGCAGCCAGAGAAAGAACGGCCAGGACGUGGUGGUACAGGGCGCGGCGGCAGCAUUGGCAGCAGCCACUGCUUAUGCCGCUUCCAAAGCAGCCUAUUUGAACACUGCCCACCUUUGCAGCCAGCAAGGCGUGCAAUUUGUUCCCUUGGUGGCGGAGUCCACUGGUGCGUGGGAGCGGGCCGCCAGCCAACUCCUGCUACAGAUCGCUUGCAGUGCCGCUGCUCGGACUGGGGAUGACUCGGCCACUUUGCACAGCGACCUGCUGCAGGAGUUGUCUGUGAUCAUUCGCAGCCAUCGGGCCCGCGCAGUCCUUCGUCGACGCGCUGAGCUUGUUGGCUGA
Molecule: messenger RNA, 1949 nt
Organism: Durusdinium trenchii
Lineage: Eukaryota; Dinophyceae; Suessiales; Symbiodiniaceae
Source: the annotation of a GenBank genome assembly